Molecule: messenger RNA, 2430 nt
Organism: Otolemur garnettii (small-eared galago)
Lineage: Eukaryota; Metazoa; Chordata; Mammalia; Primates; Galagidae
Gene: ADARB2
Product: adenosine deaminase, RNA specific B2 (inactive)
Exons: 10
Coding region: 1-2430 (809 amino acids)
Biological process (GO): RNA processing; adenosine to inosine editing
Cellular component (GO): nucleolus; cytoplasm
Molecular function (GO): double-stranded RNA binding; double-stranded RNA adenosine deaminase activity; tRNA-specific adenosine deaminase activity
Source: RefSeq, a predicted model, not a curated record
AUGGUGGUUGUGAUAACAAGUGAUGUUCAUGACAGUGGUGAUGAUGUUGAUGACAGCAAUGAUGACGGUGGUGGUGAUGAUGAUGGUGGAGAUGGUGGUUGUAACAAUAGUGAUGUUCAUGACAAUGGUGAUGAUGUUGAUGACAGCGAUGAUGACGGUGGUGGUGAUGACCAUGAUGGUGGUGAUGGUGGUUGUGAUAACAAUAGUGAUGUUCAUGACAGUGGUGAUGAUGUUGAUGACAGCGAUGAUGACGGUGGUGAUGAUGAUGAUAUUUAUGAGCACGAUGAUAUCAUGUGGAUGAUGACAGCCGUAAUUAACAGAGUGAGCAUACUGUCCACCUUCCUGGCCCCCUUCAAGUACCUGAGUCCCGGCACCACAAACACGGAGGAUGAAGACACGCUAAGUACCAGCAGUGCAGAGGUGAAGGAGAACCGGGACGUGGGCAACGUGGCCAACCUGGGCGCCAGGCCGCUUUCCGCAGGAGACCGAGCCCGCGCCGCACCAGGCCUGAAAAGGAAACGGCCCCUGGAGGAGGGGAACGGGGCCCACUUGUGCAAGCUCCAGCUCAUCUGGAAGAAGCUCUCGUGGUCCGUGACGCCUAAGAACGCACUGGUCCAGCUGCACGAGCUGAAGCCAGGCCUGCAGUACCGGACAGUGUCGCAGACUGGCCCGGUGCACGCCCCGGUCUUCGCCGUGGCCGUGGAGGUGAACGGGCUCACGUUCGAGGGCACCGGCCCUACCAAGAAGAAGGCCAAGAUGCGCGCGGCCGAGCUGGCACUGCGGUCCUUUGUGCAGUUCCCCAACGCCUGCCAGGCGCACCUGGCCCUGGGCGGCUGCCCUAGCCCCAGCACCGACUUCACCUCUGACCAGGCCGACUUCCCGGACACGCUUUUCAAGGAGUUUGAGCCGUCGGCACCGCGCCAGGGCCUGCCAGGCCGGCCCGGGGACGCGGAGCUGCUGUCUUCCGCCUACCGGAGGGGGCGGCUUCUGCGCCGUGCACUGGACCUCGUGGGCCCCACUCCCAGUCCCACCGGCGAGCGCAAUCCGGUGGUGCUGCUGAACCAGCUGCGCGCGGGCCUGCGCUACGUGUGCCUGGCAGAGCCGGCCGAGCCCCGCGCGCGCAGCUUCGUCAUGGCUGUGAGCGUGGAUGGCAGGACGUUCGAGGGCUCAGGCCGCAGCAAGAAGGUGGCCAAGGGCCAGGCCGCGCAGGCUGCCCUGCAGGCGCUCUUCGACAUCCAGCUGCCUGGCCACAACCCUAGCAGAAGUAAAGGUCACCUCUUGCCACAGGAAUUUGCUGACUCCGUGUCCCAGAUGGUCAUGCAGAAGUUCCGUGAGGUGACGCUCGCCCUGACGCCUGUGCACGCCCGCCACAAAGCAUUGGCAGGAAUUGUCAUGACCAGAGGCCUGGAUGCGCGGCAGGCACAGGUCAUUGUCCUGUCCUCGGGCACCAAGUGCAUCAGCGGUGAGCACCUCAGUGACCAGGGGCUGGUGGUCAAUGACUGCCACGCAGAGGUGGUGGCCCGGAGGGCGUUCCUGCACUUCCUCUAUGCACAGCUGGAGCUGCACCUCAGCAAGCGGCGAGAGGACGCAGAACGCUCCAUCUUCGUGCGGCUGAAGGAGGGAGGCUACCGGCUGCGGGACACUGUCCUCUUCCACCUCUAUGUCAGCACCUCCCCCUGCGGAGACGCAAGGCUGCACUCGCCCUAUGAGAUCACCACAAACUUGAGCAGCAGCAAACACAUCAUCCGGAAGUUCCGUGGGCAUCUGCGCACCAAGAUUGAGUCUGGGGAAGGGACGGUCCCCGUGCGGGGCCCCAGUGCAGUCCAGACCUGGGACGGCGUCCUGCUAGGCGAGCCACUGGUUACCAUGUCCUGCACGGACAAGAUCGCCAGGUGGAAUGUACUGGGGCUGCAGGGUGCACUCCUCUCGCACUUCGUGGAACCUGUGUACCUGCACAGUGUGGUUGUGGGCAGCCUGCACCACACAGGACACCUCUCCCGGGUCAUGAGCCACCGGACAGAGGACCUCGGUCAGCUGCCAGCCUCCUACCGACACAACCGGCCUCUGCUCAGUGGCGUGAGUGAGGCCGAGGCGCGCCAGCCAGGGAAGUCUCCCCACUUCAGCGUGAACUGGGUUGUGGGCAGCGCAGACCUGGAGAUCGUUAAUGCCACCACCGGGAGGAGGAGCUGCGGGGGCUCAUCACGGCUCUGCAAACACGUUUUCUCUGCGCGGUGGGCACAGCUGUAUGGCAGGCUGAGCACGCGGACACCAACCCACGGAGACACACCGUCCAUGUACUGUGAGGCCAAGCUGGGGGCGCACACCUACCAGUCUGUCAAACAGCAGCUGUUCAAGGCCUUUCAGAAAGCAGGUCUGGGCACCUGGGUGAGGAAGCCGCCAGAGCAGGAGCAGUUUCUACUGACUCUCUAA